CCCGCCGGCCGCGGAUCCGGCGCCAGCAGCAGGGGCUGCCGAGGACGCCGAGUGCCCGCCGCUUCGCCAGCCUCAGCCCCCGCAGAAUGUUCUCGCUGCCCCGCGGCUUCGAGCCCCAAGCUCCCGAGGACUUGGGGCAGCGGAGUUUGGCGGAGCUGCGGGAGAUGUUGAAGCGCCAGGAGAGACUUUUGCGCAACGUAAAAUUCAUUUGCAAAUUGCCCGACAAAGGUAAAAAGAUCUUAGACUCCGUCGCCAAACUGAAAGCUGCCAUUGCAGAACGUGAAGAAGUUAGAGGAAGAAGUGAACUCUUUCAUCCCGUUAGUUUAGACUGUAAGGAGAGGCAAAAAGCGAUUACAGUUGUUGAUGGGGACACAGAUAAGGCCCAGAAUUCUGACCAGAUACUUGAUACUUCAUCACCAGUUCCUGGCUGUUCCUCUGUAGCUAACAUCACGUCAUCUCAGACAACCUCACUACAACAGGGACUGGCACAUCCGACUCUCAGAGGCGAUGCUGAGGCCCCUGAGGCUGAACACACAGUGAGCGAACGCCCAGCUUCCAGUAUCAGAACUGCCACGCCUUCCUCAUCUGCAGCUAGUGAGCCCCUCACUCAGCAUCCUGCUUCAAGUCAAGCGGAGGAUCAUCCUAGCAGCUCGGACAACCUGUUUAUUGACAGAUUACAAAGGAUCACCAUUGCAGACCCCGUUGAACACCACUCAGAAGAAAACCAGAGUCCUGAGAACUUGGCUGGCCUUUGGAGUGGGCUGCAGAAGAAGCCUCAUUACAUGGAAGUGCUAGAAAUGCGAGCCAAAAACCCCGUGCCCCUACAGCAUAAAUUUAAAACCAAUGUAUUACCUUCACAUCAACGUGAUUCGUUGAGUCCUUGUCAGAGGAGGGGGUCUCCUGUCUCCUCAGAAGAGAGACGGCGCAGGGACAGGAAGCAUCUCGAUGACAUCACAGCAGCCCGGCUUCUGCCACUCCACCACAUGCCUACACAGCUGCUCUCCACAGAGGAGUCGCUGGCACUUCAGAAACAGCAGAAACAGAGUUAUGAGGAGAUGCAAGCCAAGCUCGCAGCACAAAAAUUAGCUGAAAGACUGAAUAUUAAAAUGCAGAGCUAUAAUCCAGAAGGGGAGUCUUCGAGGAAAUACCGAGAAGUAAAGGAUGAAGGCGAUGAUCAGUCCUCCGAUGAUGAAUUCUGAAGAUGGGCAUUUGGAUCUUCUCCUAAAUCUCUGCCUGUUGAGAUCUCAUUAUCUUACAUCAGACUUUCUAACAAGUAUCAAGAUCAGUGUCAGACAUUGUUGAGAGAAAGAAUUUUGUCAAGUUACAACAAGGAAGCUAUAAAAACAGCCCACUUUCAGAAGUUAACUUUCAUGUGCUUGAAAAGUUUAAUAUUUGAAUAUUGUGUUUAAUCACAUUAUAUUAAACUUUUGCAGUA
This is a messenger RNA of Eubalaena glacialis (North Atlantic right whale), 1435 nucleotides long. It is a transcript of the gene POLR2M, whose product is annotated as RNA polymerase II subunit M. NCBI's taxonomy places the organism in Eukaryota, Metazoa, Chordata, Mammalia, Artiodactyla, Balaenidae. The record is from RefSeq and is a predicted model, not a curated record. Gene Ontology annotation, molecular function: transcription elongation factor activity. Gene Ontology annotation, biological process: intracellular signal transduction; maintenance of ER location; transcription elongation by RNA polymerase II. The transcript is spliced from 4 exons. The coding region runs from base 87 to 1199 and encodes 370 amino acids. Gene Ontology annotation, cellular component: intracellular anatomical structure; nucleus; nuclear envelope.